AUGAGGGGUGUUGCUGCCUGGGAAGAGCUCUCCCAUGGUAAUGCCACCCGCGAGGUGUCCAAUGAUAAGGACAUGCCGGAUGAGCUGGCCGAAGAAUCUGCCUCGAUGCAGAAGGAUUUAAAACAUACCACAUCUUCGCACACCCUGUCGUUGGGCAAGGAAUUGCUAGAUGUCACUUUGGACGGCAGCUCUUUGCGUGAUUCAUCUACAAAGGCUCCUUCAUCCAAACGCUCCUCAGAGAGCACCUCCUCCAGACGCCCCUCCUCAUCAGACUUCGAAUCCCCCAAUGGUGCUGUCUGUCACGGCGCACCGAGGGGAAGCAGGAAGAGCGGUGCAGCUGAUCCAUGCAGUGAAGAAAAAAAAAUUCAAAAGGGGAAAUGUGUCUCUUCCCAAGUUGGCCAGCUGCACGAGAAGGGUGAUGUGGUGAGGAGCGUCCAUGGGGAGAGCGCAGCGGAGGGAGCAGCUCAAGGGGACGCCCCCAUGUUCAGGCAUUUCUCUUCUCAGGAAAAUUACGUAAGAGGAGAGGACAAGUCGUGCGGCAGAGCUCAAAGGGGAAGCGCCAUACCGAUUCCUAACAAUGUGAUAUCUGAUGAGAAGAAGGCGAAUGCAGUCAUUUCGAGCAAGCAUGGCGGGAAGACCGGCAGCAGCAAGAAGAAUGGUGAUGGAGGUGGCGGUGAUGACCCGGACGACCGUGGGAACAAGAGUGAGAGUCAUGUUAAGAACAAAAAAAGGAAAAAAAUCUCCCUGUUCGGUCAGGUCAAACCAGUAGAUAUAAUCAACCGAGGAGUAGACGCUUACCCGAUUUUACGUAACCAGCAGAACCUAUAUGUUGAUGUUCUCAUCAUCGGGUCAGGUAUCUCUGGACUCGCUGCCUCCUACUACCUAAACAAAUGUAAUGCAGAUGUAUUAGUCAUUGAAGGAAGGAAUCGAAUUGGAGGAAGAGCCUACUCCACCAUUCUCCCUGAGCGAAUAAUAAAUAACAACUUGCUCCCAGAAACGGUGGUAGAUUUAGGUGCUAAUUAUAUGCACUGUUGCGAAAAUGAAGACAUACCGACGGAGAAUAACGUGCAUUCAAAUGAGGGGGAAAGAAUAAACGAACGGUUCUGCUCCACAAAAAAGGAGACAGUGUCCAUGGGUACUGAUAAAGGGACAAAUGGGAAGAGUAAGAAAAAAAGGAGAAAAAAAUUUUUUACAGGAAAUAGCAAGAGGGUGAAAUGUAGAGUUCCCCCUGAUGAGAAGCAGUUGCAUUUUCUCGACCCAAAUAAUAUAGACCAAAUGGAGAAGUGCUUGUCAAAUAAUGUGCUCUUGUUCAGGCAGAAGUAUGAGCAGUUGAUGGCACGGUUUGGGCAGAUUCCCCUGCAUGGGAAGGCCAACCAGCAAGGCAAUGAUCAUAUAGGGGAGACGCACUCCCUACAACAAGAUGGAAGCAGGCUCGGGGAGAGAUGCACUCAACGCCCAGGCGAAGACGACGACGCGCAUCACUCAUACAGCGACUGCAACUACUUCCAAUCAAGAAAACAAAAAAAGGAAAAAAAAAAAAAAAUCAGAAAAAAUAUCCUUUUCAUGGUGAAGUACAACAUUGACAAUAUAUGCCACCUGUACAGUUACAUAUACAGACAAAGGGGUUGGAAAAAAACGAAAAAAGAUUUAUUAAAUUUUUUAAAAGACAUGGAUGAAAAUGUGUAUCUCUAUACCUACCUGAGUGACAGCUGCCUCAGUGACGAUUCUUUCUCUUCCUCUGUCCACUCCCCCUGCGGAGAUAUACAAAGCUCACUCGUUAGUGGACCACAGCAAUGGUCGAAAAGUGAAAAUAAAAAAUUUAAAAUACUCUCCGUCAAUAAAGAUGCAAGAAGGAGAAGAGCCUAUGACAAGUCCGUAACUCAACUGGCAACUAAAUUGAAACCCCAAAUUUCUUUGGUCUGUGGAAAGGACAACUGGGAAUCCACCUUCUAUGCUUAUUGGUAUAAUAACGAAAAUGGAAAACAAAUUAAGAGCUUUAAAAUAUAUAGGAUGAAUUUACUGUGUGAUAAAAUUAGGGUUAGAGCUGCCAGGAAGAUUAGAGCAUCUCUCUUCAUAAAUAAUAAUGGGGAUGAUCCAACCGUCGAUAAUUUUCCGUCAUGUAUGAAUUUCGCACAAGGAGCAACCCAUCAUUUGGGAAAGGACAAAGAGUACCACUCGGGCUCCGUGCAGGUGGGAAAAGGGGCGCAAGGUGGGUAUACAGUAAAGGGGAAAGAGCAGAUAGCAGAGGUGCAUAAAUCGUGUGAGCCGUGUAGUGGGGAGAAACAGAAUUCCACAGAAGGAAGCAUCACGUCGCAACUUACCAGUACGCACAUUGGGGAAGAACAAAGGGUGAAGCAAAUGAAGGUGACGGGUGAUUGCAGAUCGAACAAGAGGAGGACGUGGACUGGAAGCGGAGUGGAUAACUACGACAAAGAUUCAAUCAUUUAUGAAAACUACUACGAUUAUGGAGAGGAAUAUUAUCGCAUUGUGAGAAAGGCAACUCAAUCAAUCGUGCAAAGUGAUAAAAAAGACAUAAACAAAACAUUUCUCUUUAAGGAAAACAAACAACGGAGAAGCAUGUGGGAUCUGUUAAUCGAAUGUACACAAGAGAUACUUGAAGAAAUGAAUAUCCACCAGGAUAACUUGUCCCUAGAGGAGUGGAAAAUAUUAAUGGUCAUGCUACAGUCGAGGUAUGGCUAUGGAAGUGAUUUAAGGGAGACAUCCAUAGCCAUGUGUAGACUUCCAUUGUCCACCUACAUGGAUAUUGACGUGUGUGAAAACUAUGGUACCAAUGAUUAUAUUUUAAAAAAUUUAAAAUACUACAAUAAAAUUAGAAAAUGUGAGCAGAUGCCUCAUGUUGCCAGUUUUAAGGAUAGCACUAGUGCCGAUCAGAUAGUCCUAGACGGGUGGAAGUGGCUCAUAAAUUUUUUGUCUGAAGAUGUACAGGACAAAAUUCUCCUCAACACAGUGGCUGAAGUGGUUCACAUAAAGGAGGAACGUACAUUUUGGCAAAACAACUCUGCAUUUGUUCAUGAUUCUGAUCAGCAGGGUGAUCCUUCAUUGAUUAACACACCGGGAGAGUUCCCUCCAGGUGGGGGCCCCCAACCUGGAACCUGCAUGAACAACUCCCCGCAUUAUGUAAAGGACUUGAAUAGAAACGACCUAAAUGGUGAUGUCUUUUGUGAGGGUGCAGUGCAGGACGGCAAGGGGAUUCACUUUUCCCACAACGCACACAAAAAUGGGACCCUCAAAAGGGAUUACGAAAGCAGAAGCGGCGGAGAGCCCCGCCAAGGCGUCCAUGUACUGCGAAAUCGGUGUCUACCAGGGGAAACCCAAGAAAACUACAACGUCAUGGUGCAGUGCAAAACCUACGAUACCUCGAAGAAACAAAUCAACAAACAUUUCCAUGGGACGUCCGAUCUCACCAAUUGCAACUAUGCCAAUGUAAAUAUCUUUGCCAAGUAUGUCAUUGUUGCCUUACCACUUGGGUGUUUAACAAAUAAUGAGAAAAAAAAAAAGAAAAAAAAAUCUUAUGUGCAAUUUGAGCCCAAGUUACACCCACUCAAAAUUAAAGCAUUGAAUAAUUACAGAAUGGGGAACCACAACAAAAUAAUUUUACGAUUUUAUCCAUUUGAUUUUGAUUGGCCAUUUGAUAGCUUACAGCUAAAUUGUAUAGACCAGAAAUUUCAGUUCCUCAAUUUGCAUGCCUAUGGAAAAAUUGGCUGCAUUUUAGUACACUGUUUUCCUCCCUGGUCAUGCACCUAUGGGUAUAUUAAAAAGGAACAUUAUAUAGUAAACGAAUGUUUGUACACUUUACAUAAGAUGUUCGAGAAUACUGGAAAAAAACUACCCAUCCUCGUUGAUUACUUAAUUACCAAAUGGCAAGAUGAUAAUUUCUCCUUUGGUUCGUAUACCUAUCCCCAUGUCAACUGCACUGAUAAUGAUUUAAUUUACUUGAGGGCUCCGCACCCGAUUCAUAAUCCUAAGGUCGUCUUCUGUGGGGAGUACUUGUCCAAAAGUUAUUUCCAGUGUAUAGACGGAGCUUACGACACAGGCAUACGGGCAGCUGAAGAUAUUGCACACAUUGGAUUGAAGUUGAGAAGCACCGACACCAAGUCCUACAAUACGGAUGUUUUUUUCUUCCCACAAAAUACCUGCCCAUUUACCAACAUACCUUUGCCCAAGAUAACAAAUAACUUACUUGGCUUUUACAUUACGGAUGGAAGUGAUGAAGCGCUCACUGAUUAUGAGAGCUCUUCGGAGGAUGACGACGUGGCGAACAUUUCUCACAUCCCUUUGUCUCUCCUCAAGGGGGAACACGACUUUUUGUCCUACUCACUAAAAAAAGUUCUCAAAUUUUUCGACCAUCUGAAGGCUGACGCCAUUUCCAAAUCUGAUGAUGUGGAGGAAACGACAGGAAGAGUCAGGGAGAAGCAGAGGAACGUAGAGGGAGAUGGCAUACCUGUAGGGCAAACCGGUACAGGUAUGCUUAAUCACAAGGUUGAGUCCCCACCGUGGAAUGGGGACUUCGCCGAAGAUUUAUCCCGCAAAUGGCUGGUCCCUUGGCAAGCCAAUUUAACUCCAGGAAAUCGCUUAACUGGGGCACGCAUCCGCCCCGAACGUCUGCAAUACACACACGACAGGAGCGCACUGUGCACAUCUCUGAGCAACUACGACGAGUUCAGCCUAUACGUGGACAAAUACAUAAUCAAAUUGAAUGACGUGAUUUUCCACAAUCACAACGGAAAUGAAUUAAAUUCGAUAAAAAAAGAAAUCAUAGCACCUGUUUUUUUGAAAUCGAAAUUUAUGCUCUCCCGAUAUUUAUCAUCCGUGUUGAGCAAAUACCAGCACUUUAGAAAUAUUGUACAGGGGGAACUACUUGCGAAAAUUGAAGAGGCGAAGGAUGUACUUAUGGACCAUUUCGAAUGGAGCAAUGUGCCGCCAAGUGCUGGUUCGGUCUUCCCCUUUUUAAAUGAAAAAACAACAUAUCAGCGAAAUGCGCAAAUGAGUGAAGAGAAAAAAUGCGAAAGUGUAAAAAGUCGUAUUUUGCCCGAACAGACAAGGUGCUGGACGUACAGUGGAUAUAAACAUGCAAGUUGUGGAACACAUGAUGAGAUUUUAUCCCACGCCGUAUCGCCUAACACUGGGGAGGUUAUACAAAUUGGUGAAGACAGCCUGAACGGUUCAUGUAAAAAAGAACAAAAAAUGACCGAGGGGCAUAACAUAUACGAAAAAACUAUGAUCAGUUCAGAAAAAAACACAGAAAAAGAAAAUGCACACAUACAGCUAGCUACAAUGAAAAAAGAGAAAAUAAAUCACAUGUAUGCUCAAAAUAGGAAAAUAAGAGAACUGAAUAUAUACUUGAAAUAUUUCUUAAGUCAAAAGUUCACAUCAGAGAAAGGUGUAGAGGAAAAUAUCACAUACAUAAAUAAAUAUCAAAGAAUUAAAUUAAACUGUACAGGAAUUCUCUUUUUUUUUUGUUAUCUUUUGAAAUAUAUAAUAAAACAAACAAAAUAUGAUACUCACCACUCUUUUAUUGACUCGAGUGUGAUCAUUCAGUUGUUGUGCGACUACACAUACCACUUGAUGUUUUACAAGCAUGAUGUUUUGUGUUAUAAGUGCGUGAAUGGAGGGGAAUUAAUCAUGUGUGAUUUUUUUGGUUGCACUCAGGGAUGGCAUUCCUACUGCUUAUGCUCCAAAGAGACAGCAGAGGAGGAGAAGUCGGACCGUAAGUGGAUCUGUCCCAGCUGCCUGAGUACGAAGUUAUCCCAUAUUUUUAAGCGGGGAUGUUAUAACCAAAAUGAAAUCAUACAGAAUUAUUGGAAGAGAAGAGUUUACAUUUACAAAAUAAAGUUCUUUCUCUCAAGAACACGCCGGAUCAGGCGACGAUUAGACCUGUUGGAAGUGGAGCUCUCCAAAAGGAUUAACUGA
This is a messenger RNA of Plasmodium fragile, 5931 nucleotides long. RefSeq lists its product as uncharacterized. Bases 1 to 5931 code for a protein of 1976 amino acids. Lineage: Eukaryota; Apicomplexa; Aconoidasida; Haemosporida; Plasmodiidae. Gene Ontology annotation, molecular function: oxidoreductase activity. The transcript has 2 exons. The record is from RefSeq and is a predicted model, not a curated record.